CCUCUUUUGGAUGUAACACACGAGGUUCGAUCGACGCUCAUCCUGGCGUCCUCUCCGUGGCUCGACAUUCGUUACUCGCGCGAUCGUAUCGAGGGAUAUUAAUAAGCGACUUUUUUCCAAUUUUUUUUUUUUCGUACGGUGGUGAUUCUUUCUUCUCCUUCUCCUUCUUCUUCUUCUUCCUUCUUCUCCUCCUACUCCUCUUCUUCUUCUUGCAACUGUUUGUCGAGGAUCGUUGGAUCUUGAAGAUGAGCAAGUACUUUGUGACCGUUCUACUGUGGCUACUUCCGGUACUGGCCGCGGCGCUGCCGGCCAAUGACAAGCCUGGAACCGAGAACGACCUCAUGGCGACCAUAUACACCGAUUGUUUGAAGAAGGAGUCGAUCAACUGCAUCAAGUACAAAGUAUUCUCGUACGUGGACAAGAUGCUGGCCGAUAAGGAGGAUUUCACGCUCACGGAUGGCAUCACCGUGGUCAAAACGUCCAAUGCCAACGAGGAAGGUGCACCUAGAUCGAUAGAGUCGAGCGACUUGGACACGCUUCUGUUCGACCGCCUGGGCAGGUUCUUGAGGACGUAUUCCAUCAAGGUCGAUCUCAAGGGGACCGAUAUCCUCGGCGCCAUCGAGUCUGCCGGGCGAAGUUUCGAGGAUUUCACCGACAACGCCGUGGAAAGUCGUGGCAAGAAAAAGAAAGCCCAGAAGAUUCUCGGCCCGCUAAUGAUGGCCCUGGCCCUCAAGGCUGCAGCCCUGUUGCCGUUGGCGUUGGGCGCGAUCGCCGCCAUCGCCGGGAAAGCGCUCCUCGUGGGGAAAAUCGCUCUGGUCAUCUCGGCCAUCAUCGGGUUGAAGAAGUUGCUUAGCUCGAGCGGGAAACACGUGACGUACGAGGUGGUGUCGCAUCCUCAUCACAGCAGCAGCCACAUAGUGAGUCACGACGACGGUGGACACGGCGGUUACGGAGGAGGUGGCGCCGACUAUGGCGGCGGUUAUUCCGGCGGAAGCAGCGGCCACGGCUGGGCAAGAAGUCUGCCUCAAGACGCCCACGAGCUUGCUUAUCGCGCCCACCAACCUCAACCGCAAGCAUAAAGAAUCUCAUAGAAAGUCACUUUCCUCCUCCUUACCUCGUCGUCCUUUUGAUUCCACCACUCUCCACCUACCCCCUUCUCCCUCGCCCUCCAUCCUCUUGCGCUCUCUACUUUACGUUUAUUUAUUAUUUAUGUUCCUGUUCGAUCCAAUCAUCUCAACCUUUUUCCAUUUCUUCCUCCAUUUCUUCUCCUUCUUCUUCUUUCACGAAUUCCUCGAAAUUCUUUCCUUUCGUUCUUUUUUUCCACGAGGAACCAGUACCUCCGCGAGAUACUCGUUCCAUGUAUAGCGUAUAUAUAUAUAUCUCUAUUUAUAUAUAUAUGUCGAGCAUUGUUUAUUUAUUCAAUUGCGCCUAACAUGACCUAGUAUUUAUUUAAUUCUAUCUUCAUUCGAUUCGUGUGUUAUUUGUUACACCGCCUGCGUAUAUUUGUUCUUUGUAAUAAAGAGAUGACGGAACGGCGCGAUGCGGCGUCUUGUCCCAAAGAGAAAAGGGAAAAAAAAGAGAGAGAGAGAAAAGAAAAGAAAAGAAAAGAAAAGAAAAGAAGAAAAACGAAAAGCGUACGUGAGCGUGAGAAUCCGUUUGCUCUAUUUAUUUAUACUUGCACUUCGAGCAAAUUAUUUAUUUUAUUAUCGUAGGGUGGCACCACUCUGGUCCAACUGAUGACGAAUCACGCGCGUUCGAGCUUUUUCUUUUUUUUUCUUUUUCUUUUUUUCUUCUUUCUUCUUACCGCUUAUUAUUUAUGAAAACGAGCGAAAGUAGCGUAGGAACGCGUCGUCGUUCGGCGCAUCCAUUGAUACCUGAACCAGAUACGAGUUAAUGAGUGUGAACACGUUAUAGGGGAUUCCGGCUAGUAGUAGUAGAAAGUACUCGUUUGCAUGCAACUCGAUUGUAUUGUUUUCUUUUUUCGAUAGAGACAGAGAGAGAGAGAGAAAAGAAGAAAAAAAGGGAACAAGCUCAGAAAUUUUCUCCACGGUGAGUUAUCUUUCCCGCGAAACGAUGCGAAAUUCCUCCCGUCUUAAUAACGUCGUAAACAAUGUAAAAUAUCGAAUAACCAACGUCCACUCGACCGUGUCGCUACUGACCCAGCUUCGUCCAACGGCUCGUUUAAUGGCUCGUAAACCGUAAAUGGCUCUUUUUCGCCAAGCACUCUCAUUACUAGCCACUUAGAUUACCGGCGUCGGCGUAGCGAAACCGGAUGCGCCGUGAACUUCCAACCGGUAACCUGCAUACCUCCUAUACCCACUGUAUAAUAACCAGAUAAAACGUUACGCGUACGUUGUACUGCGGACGGUGCAAGGACGACAAUGGAAUGAAUAUUACGGAUCCCAUUGGCGGGCGCGUGUACGCAUCGGGUUUCCUCCGGAGAGGAGGGUAUCAUCAACGGGGAUCACGAAGCGGAAAAUGAUUAGGUCGAUGGGAUCGCUAUCGAGCAGGAAAUCGUUCUGGUUCUUGUGCAACUGGUGGCGCUAGCGAGAUCUAGCGGUCGCUUUCGCCGACGCGCAGUAGAGUAUCUAGAGAAGAAGUGUAAUGUUUAAUUACUCUUAUGUUAUAAAUAGUUUAUUACAA
Messenger RNA from Apis mellifera (honey bee), 2643 nucleotides. RefSeq lists its product as uncharacterized. The record is from RefSeq and is a predicted model, not a curated record. Bases 246 to 1079 code for a protein of 277 amino acids. Lineage: Eukaryota; Metazoa; Arthropoda; Insecta; Hymenoptera; Apidae. The transcript is spliced from 3 exons.